Messenger RNA from Lingula anatina, 3701 nucleotides. RefSeq lists its product as uncharacterized. The record is from RefSeq and is a predicted model, not a curated record. NCBI's taxonomy places the organism in Eukaryota, Metazoa, Brachiopoda, Lingulata, Lingulida, Lingulidae. Gene Ontology annotation, molecular function: RNA binding.
UUCUUACAGCGAGGUGGUGAAAACACGUGGUGGUGCAAUAGGGAAAAUAUUUUGCGACUGAAGUGGUUAUUUCCUUUGAGCAAGACAGUUAUCCCGAAGGGCACAUAUUACGUUUGAAAUAUAAGAAUUGCUGUUAAUUGUCAUUAUAAAAAGCAUUGGUCAGUACGCCAUCUCCUGACAAGUGAAUGCUAACAGUGUGAAAAAUGGAACUGAAAGGUAUUGUGACAGUAGCAGUUCCAGCAAUGGCUACAGUGCUAGUGGUAGGCUUACUUUGGUAUACAUCUAGAAAGAAACAUAAAGAUGAAGAGAACAAGGACAAAGAGGAAGUGGGACAGGUUUCUGUACCAAAAAAAGUCUGUCCGGAAGAAAAAGAUGAGAAUGAUCUGAAGAUAGAUACAAAAAUUGAUGCCCAUGAAGAGAGUAAUAUGGUGGAAGAAAACAGCAGUGUGUGCUUGCCUCUGAAAGUUAGUCUCUCUCCAAACAGUAACUUGGAAACGUCUGCAGUUUGUCAGUCAAGUCCGACACUACCAGUGUCUGGAGAACCAGAGAAUGAAUUUGAUACUCCUGAAGUAGCUACAUGUAAUUCUAUUUCUGAAAGUGUUUUGACGAAAGGUGGCUCUCCAGUGCCUGUGAAUGAAGAAGUCCACUCUCAGACCAUGGAGAGUGCCCUGGAAAGGUCUCCAUCUAAAUCCAUCAAACUGAGGCACAAUGAGUUGGGCUGUGACACAGUAGAUGGUGGGAUGUCUGGUGUAAAUGGUGAGGCAAGCAGUCAUGAAUCUGGGCAUAGCGAACAUUCAGACACAAGUGGAUGUGUGGGUGCCUCAUCUGAAGUUCAAAUCAGAGAAGAAGAGUUUGACAGCAGUGCUAAUGGAGGUGGCAUGAAUGGGUUGAAUGCAAAUAAUCAAAUUGAGAAAGACUCCCACACAAGCAAUGGGGUGAUGUCAUCAGGUGUAGGCAACUCUUGUGACUUAGUGGAAGGUCAUUUGACCAAUGGGCAGUUGGCGUCUGGAGACAAAACCUGUGUUGAAGAAAAGGCACCAGAACAUAAUGUCACUGGACAUGGAGAUGGGAAUACUCACAUUAACACAGAGAGGAAUGGUGAUAGCAGAAAAGAUAACAGUCCAAGAGAAAAUAAAAAGCAUGACCCUCAUGACAUAAUUCGCUAUGAAUUUGAAUUCCCCUCGGAACUCUGUGGUCGCCUGAUUGGAAAACAUGGCAGCACCAUAACUGCAAUCAAAACAAAAUCAGACACUGAGAUAUCUUUAAGUCGUCAGUCCUACAAUGAAACUUUUCAGAUUUGUGCAAUAGAAGGUACCAAAGACAAUGUAGAUUAUGCACUGAAACUGAUUCGGAGAAAAUUUCCCAAAAAUCAGUUUCCAAAUGUUGAUCUGCGGCAGUUAUCCACACAUGUCCAAGAAGCUAGUCCAGUCUUAGCACCAGAAAUGAUGCAGUUGACCCUGCCAGAAGGGGUGAUGGUAGAUGUCAUAGUUUCAAGUAUCGUAAAUGCCAGUCACAUUUUUGUCCAGCAACCUACCCACCCCACUUAUCCUUCCUUGGAAAGAUUAAACCAGUUCAUGAUCAUGUGCUAUCAGCAUGAUGGAAUUGUUCCUCAACUACCUAGGCCUAUAGAAGUUGGUGUUAUCUGUGCUGCUCCAAUGAUGGAUGGUUGGUAUAGGGCUCAGGUGGUCAGUGUUCAGGAUGAGACCGAUGAGUGUGAUAUCAAGUAUGUGGACUAUGGAGGAUAUGCCAGGAUACAGGCGUGUGCAUUGAAGCAGAUCAGGAGUGACUUCAUGACUUUACCAUUUCAAGCCUGUGAAGCAUAUUUAGCUAAUAUAACACCAUUGGAAGGCGAGGAGAGUUACUCCCUGGAAGCUAGUGCUGUGCUAGAAGAGGUGUCACAGGGACGUAUGUUGCAGCUCCAGACUCUCUCAGCAGCAGCAGAUGGCAUACCAUAUGUGCAAUUGUACACGCAAGGUGCACAAGGAACAUUGUUUACAGCACAAAAUGGAGAACCAGUAUGGCCUCCACAAUCUGAACCUAUCCUAAUAAACCGUGACCUUGUGGAUCGAGGAGUAGUACGAUGGGUUGAAAACCAAGAAAAUGCCCAACUUGCUGUGAGGGACUAAUAUGAAGAGGUGGAGUUGGAAUACACUUUGUCAACACUGUCUCAAACACACUGUAAAGGUUUUGUGUGGACUUCAGACAGAUUGAGUUAUGACAUUAACAUGAAAAAUGGGAAUUUUACCUAAAAAGUGUGUUGUUUAUUAAUCCUUUCAGAUAUCUCUGUGAGCUUGGAUUUAAAAUGUUGGGAUUGUUGCAGUGCUAGAUGCAGUGGCAUGAAUGUUGAAGAUAGAUUAUAGUUGUAGUUACAAGGACAUGGCAUGUAUCAUUGUGUUUAUAUCUUAUGAAAUGGUGGGGGCACAGUGUACAUAUCUUUGUAUGUUUCUUUUUGUUUUUGUUAAUAGCGUCCGAGACGUACUACUGCCACAAUAUGAAAAAAAAUCCUAUAGACAUAAUACGGAGGUUUACAGAAUUGCCUGCAAUUUGUUGAUCCUAGUUGAUGCUGCCAAGUUGUUUACAAAUCUCAAUAUUUGAACAUAAUAAUUGAUGAAAAUUUCAGUUUGCUACCACAGGCAAUUUUAAGCAAGCAUGGUCCUUCAUAGUUACUUUAAUACAGCAGAUACUACUUAUGACAUUGUUAUCACACAGAAAUCAUUUUCUCAGUACCAUGCAUUGUAAUGUUAUAAAACCCUUGUUGCCAAAAGUUAUAUAGUGUUACUGUACUAUAUUAAUCUGCAUUUAAAUUGAUCUGUUGCUGUUGUGUUUGUCAAUCUAUAUAUAUAUAUGUACUUUGCUUCCUUUUAAGAAAUCUCGCUCUCAUAUGUUUUUCUUACCCUGUAGUGUUCAGCUGUUAAUGGUCUUUUGCUAUAUUCUGUGUAUUCCUAUGCAAUGCAUUUGUUUUGGACUUAAGUUUUCAGUGCCAAUAGACACCAUUUGUUUAGAUUGCCAUACUCCUAAUUACCGUAUUAAAAACUCGCUGUCUCCACACACUUGUUAAAUGGUCUUGGGGGAAUGUGGACCUCCAUAUUAAUUUGCAGUCACAUGGUAGCCCACCACAACGAUUUUAUACUUAGUUUCUUGGAAAGUUGCAUGCCACAAUACUUGGCAUAAUAAUAUCGUUUGGGAUUAUGUGUGAAAUAAUAAUCAGCAGGAAGUUACAGGUUUUUUAUAUCUUAUGUUAAAAGGGGAAAAAUGGAAAGAAACUUGUAAAAUAUUCUUUAAAGAAUUGCCAGAAUUGAGUGAAUAUGACAAAAUUGCCUGUUUAAAAAGAUUUACAUAAUUUUUUCUCCAAAUUUUGGUAUUUUUAAUUGUGAUGUGAAGAAAAAAGGGUGCUUACUUGUGACUUUUGCAGGACUUCCAAGUAGUUUCCAAAGAAUAAUUUAUCUAGUACAGCAUUUUUGGCAAAAAGAGAAUAACACUGAACAAGUAAAGAAUUGUUUUAAGAGGUUUCAGUUACUGAAAAAAAAGCGAAUGAAGUCUACAUUUAAAAUAUGUAGUAAUAUUUCAGUUUUGUUGUGUAGUUUAAAUUAAGCUUGGUUAUUAUAUAAUUUUUUUAGAAUCUUGAAAUAUUUCUCUAGUUUUUGUGAAUACGUACUGGAUUACUUUUAUGUAGUAACCUUGUGUAUGGAAAUAAAAUUUGA